This is a messenger RNA of Chanos chanos (milkfish), 1977 nucleotides long. RefSeq names its product protein O-glucosyltransferase 2 (gene poglut2). The transcript has 10 exons. Gene Ontology annotation, cellular component: endomembrane system. Gene Ontology annotation, molecular function: glucosyltransferase activity; protein binding. The record is from RefSeq and is a predicted model, not a curated record. The coding region runs from base 316 to 1821 and encodes 501 amino acids. Lineage: Eukaryota; Metazoa; Chordata; Actinopteri; Gonorynchiformes; Chanidae.
UGAACCAUCGGGGCUACAGUUUUGGAUGUCAAAAACUUUGUCAGUCAGAGAAAAAUAAACGCCCAUCUUCCCAAGACAACACUCUUUGUUUACAAAGUCCAGUUAUUUUUGUGCACAGUUAGAUUCGUGAGAAAAAUUUGCGUUGGGGACUUUGAACAGAGGAGACUACUGCCACCCGGUCUCUGGCCGCCCAGAUGUUGGAACAUCUCAGGAAUUCGAACUAUACCCGGCGACAGAGGCAUUUUUAAGCUGACUCGUGAGGAGACCUUUCUCUAGAGCUAGUAGAGUUUGGAACCCACUGCACCAAGCCAAAAAAUGCUGUCGUCGUGUUUUUUAAUACAGUGUGCGGGACUCAUAGUAUUAACACUACACGGGGUGUCAGCUGGCGCUGCGCCUAGUGCUGCUAAAAGUUUGGUUUGGGGGCCAGGACUUGAAGCAAAUAUAGUCCUUCCAGCACGAUUCUUUUUUAUUCAAGCAGUGGAUGCGUCCGGGAGAAAUUUUACCUCCUCACCGGGAGCAAAGCCCUUUGACGUACGGAUCUAUUCUCCAACGGAGCAGUAUUCCCGUAUCUGGAUCCAGGUUCUGGACCGUAGGGAUGGGUCCUUCUUGGUCCGGUACCGUAUGUAUGCCAGCUACACCGACUUGCACAUCCAGGUUCUGCUGAAGGACAAACAUGUGGCCAAGUCGCCCUAUGUUCUGAAAGGUCAUGUGUAUCAUGAAGGCUGUGACUGUCCGGAGCCCAGUGGUGCAUUGUGGGAGAAGCAUAUGCAUUGUCCUUCGUCGUUUGCCCAGAUUCAGAGGGACCUGUCUCUGUUUCCCAGAGUGGACCCAGAACGCAAUGCCCAUGAGAUCCCACAGCGCUUCGGCCGCCGACAGAGUCUCUGUCACUACACCAUCAAAAACAACCAGGUUUACAUAAAGACUCACGGAGAACAUGUUGGGUUCAGGAUCUUCAUGGACGCCUUCCUCCUGUCUCUCACACGCAAAGUCAAGCUCCCAGAUGUGGAAUUCUUUGUGAAUCUGGGCGACUGGCCGCUGGAGAAAAGGCGGCCCAACGAGAAGCUCCACCCCAUUUUCUCCUGGUGCGGGUCCGAAGACACGCGGGACAUCGUCAUGCCAACCUACGACCUCACAGAGUCUGUCCUGGAGACCAUGGGCAGAGUGAGUCUGGACAUGAUGUCUGUUCAGGGUAACACAGGGCCCGCGUGGGAGGAGAAGAACGCCACGGCGUUUUGGAGGGGGAGAGACAGCCGUAAGGAGCGGCUGGAGCUGGUCAAACUGGCGCGGGCGAACCCCACCCUGAUGGACGCUGCCUUCACCAACUUCUUCUUCUUCAAACACGACGAGAGUCUUUACGGGCCCCUCGUAAAACACGUGUCCUUCUUCGACUUCUUCAAGUAUAAGUACCAGAUAAACAUCGAUGGUACGGUGGCAGCCUAUCGAUUACCGUACCUUCUGGCCGGAAACAGCGUGGUCCUCAAACAGGACUCCAUUUACUACGAACACUUCUACAGUGACCUUCUGCCCUGGACACACUACAUCCCCAUCAAAGCCGACCUCAGCGACCUGCUGGAGAAGAUCCGCUGGGCUCGCGACCAUGACGACGAGGCAAACAAAAUUGCACUGGCAGGCCAAGAGUUUGCACGAACGCAGUUAAUGGGCGACAACAUUUUCUGUUACUAUUUCAAACUCUUCCAGGAAUAUGCAAAGCUGCAGGUGAGUGAGCCUCAGAUUCGAGAGGGCAUGGAGCUGGUGGAGCAGCCAAAAGAUGACCUGUUCACAUGUCACUGCCACAGGACCAAGGUGAAGGAUGAACUUUGACACACAAACUACUGGCGAUGGAAAAAAAAAAUCACCUUUGUGUGAAUGAGAAAAAAAAAAGAAAAGAAAAAAAACUUGAACAGGACAACUUGGACUUUUGCAAUGCAACUCAUCAUUGUAAUAAUUUGACUGAAUGUUACCAUCUUUUGUUUGGUU